Molecule: messenger RNA, 437 nt
Organism: Pieris rapae (cabbage white)
Lineage: Eukaryota; Metazoa; Arthropoda; Insecta; Lepidoptera; Pieridae
Gene: RpL37-1
Product: 60S ribosomal protein L37
Exons: 3
Coding region: 130-408 (92 amino acids)
Biological process (GO): translation
Cellular component (GO): ribosome; cytosolic large ribosomal subunit
Molecular function (GO): structural constituent of ribosome; RNA binding
Source: RefSeq, a predicted model, not a curated record
GCACACAUUUAUUUUAUCAAGUAACAUAAAACUUAGUGCCGUGUCAGUUGUCAUUCUAUAUUCGAAAAUCAUUAGGGACAUCAAGUAGCAACACCUAACCUCUUUCUUUCAUUGUCAAAUUCGGCAAAAAUGACGAAGGGAACAUCGAGCUUCGGUAAACGCCGAAAUAAGACUCACACACUAUGUAGAAGAUGUGGCAGAUCUUCUUAUCAUAUACAAAAAUCAAAAUGCGCUCAGUGUGGAUACCCUGCAGCCAAAUUACGCUCUUACCACUGGUCGGUGAAGGCUAAGAGGAGGAAGACCACUGGAACUGGUCGUAUGCGUCAUCUCAAGAUUGUCAGAAGGCGUUUCCGCAAUGGUUUCAAAGAAGGCCAACCUACCCCUAAAAAAGCUGUUGCCUCCUCGUAGACAUUUUACUAAUUAAAAGGUUCACAAAA